CUACUGGCGUGCGCAACUGCCGUAUCUCCCGUUUAGCCGAGUGAAGGGGCCUGUUCGUAGAAGUCCGUGGGCACGGAAGAAAAGCAUCCAUCCCAGAGCCAUGGUCCAUGUCUUCCUCAUCCACACCUUGCGGGCCACGAAGGCUGAGGAGGGCCUUUGCCGAGUGCUCUACUCCUGCUUCUUUGGUACCGAGAAUUCACCCAACGACCCACAGCCACAUGGUGCUGAGAGGGACAGGCUCCUCCGAAAGGAGCAGAUUUUGGCCGUGGCCAGGCAGGUGGAGUCCAUGUGCCAACUGCAGCAGCAGGCGUGCGGCCGGCCUGCUGUGGACCUGCAGCCCCAGUCCUCAGAUGACCCAGUGCGCCUGCAUGAGUCCCCAUGUGGGGCCUUCCGCCUGACGGCAGGGGACCCUUUCCAGGAGCCUCGGACGGUGGUGUGGCUAGGCGUGCUCUCAUUAGGCUUCGCCCUGGUGCUGAAUGCCCACGAGAACCUGCUGCUGGCAGAGGGCACGCUUCGGCUGCUGGCCCGCCUUCUCCUUGAGCACCUCCGGCUGCUGGUCCCCACUGCCAACCUCCUGCUACGGGCUGACUGCAUCGAGGGCAUCCUCGCCCGCUUCCUGCCCCAUGGUCAGCUGCUAUUCCUCAAUGACCAGUUUGUCCAGGGUCUGGAGAAAGAAUUCAGUGCUGCCUGGACCCGCUGACCCCUCAAUGGGAUGGAACUCCCUAAGAGGGCAAGGAGGGAGGAUGGGGAUGGACAGAUAUACAGCCAGGUAAAAUUUGGCAUCUGCCUCCUUCCCAGCCUCCUCCCAACUCUGGUGUGCUGCCACACCCAGGACAAAUGGAUGGGACAAGCUGGCAGAAAAGGGGGCCAGGGAGAGGGUAGAGAGGAGGAAUCACAGAGCAUCCUAUACCUGGAGUGACCUCGUGACUUAUUCAGACUGCUGCAGUGGUCCAGCCCCGCUUGUCCUUGACCCCACUUUCUCCCAUCCCUGCCAGCCAGCCCCAAACAGUCCACCAGCCACUAGUGCUGGGGCAGUAAGGAACGGCUGCUUGGAACUCAGCCCACUUUCUUCCAAACCCAUAGUCAUUGCAGUGCAAAAGGAGUCUCUGAGAUUUCGAGGGUCAGGGAGCUGGCUUCUGCCUUUGCACCUACUUAGGCACCAUCAUCAAGGAUUUUGUUGGCGAGGGCCUGCUCAGUGUCCAGCCCCACCACAGUUCACAAAGGUGUGAGUUGUUCAGCAGAGAGGCUCCAUAGCUCCUUUUGGGCCCAGCCUAUGCCUACUGGCAGCCAUGAGAUAAUCAUGGGCUUACUUUGUCUGCAGGGAGAGAGGGUGGUGUCAGGUGAGAGAGAUCUGAUGUUGUCCUUCUCAUUUUGAAUUAAAAGCACCGAGUGUGUGAUUUCA
Molecule: messenger RNA, 1402 nt
Organism: Balaenoptera ricei (Rice's whale)
Lineage: Eukaryota; Metazoa; Chordata; Mammalia; Artiodactyla; Balaenopteridae
Gene: AP5S1
Product: adaptor related protein complex 5 subunit sigma 1
Exons: 3
Coding region: 101-700 (199 amino acids)
Biological process (GO): double-strand break repair via homologous recombination; endosomal transport
Cellular component (GO): lysosome; late endosome; AP-type membrane coat adaptor complex
Source: RefSeq, a predicted model, not a curated record